CCCCUCUUUCCCUUCUUUCUUGCUUUUUUGAUUCUCUUUUAUUGUGUUUCCGCUGAGUUUGGCCGCGAAUUCUUGUGAGAAGUGAUCGAUCUGCGGUUUUUGACCCUGGGUUGAGGAUCUCUGCCCAAAUUCCCUCUUGCUAUUGAAUCAUCUCUUUUGUGUGUUUAAUUUUGGGAGUAAUAAAUAAAAGUGGAGUGUUUGACUGUUUUAAUUGAUAUGGCGUCUAGAAGACAAGUUCGCUAUAGCCCGCUCUCUCAGGAUGAUGAUAAUGGUAGGGAAGAUGACCUCCGUUUUUCUUACAACCCCAAGGCUUUGGAUCGAAUCCCAUGGAAGUCAAUAGCUCUUGCACUUUUUCUUCUGUCAUUGGGUUGUCUUCUGCUCUUUCUUUCGGUCUUCAUCUUCACAGGCCAUAUGGGAGGUGAUCAAUCACAGGCCUAUGGUCUGUUGAUGCUUGGCAUACUUUCAUUUCUUCCUGGCUUUUACGAGACACGUGUUGCAUAUUACUCAUGGAGGGGUGCACCUGGUUAUCGAUUUUCCUCCAUACCCGGUUACUGAUCCGGAGCGAGUCUUGGUCAAGCUUUCAUUUCAAGUCGUAAUGUUUUGUACGAAGCGGUCUUAGCAAAGUGGUUUAUGACAUGUAGUUUAGUUUAGUAGAUUGUAUGUAAUUUCUACUUUGUUGCUUGAAAUCAGAUAAUCUACGGAUGAUUUUGGUGAUGUCUUUGGGUGUUAUUCUUUGGAAGCAAUGCAGGAGCAUUCAUAAUUUAUAGUUUCUUGGUGAAUGACUGAAUGUAAUAUCAAAUGAAAAUGGGAGAUUUGAUUAUUUUCUCUCUAUAUAAAGUUUUGCAAGUA
This is a messenger RNA of Dioscorea cayenensis subsp. rotundata (Guinea yam), 849 nucleotides long. RefSeq names its product transmembrane protein 230. NCBI's taxonomy places the organism in Eukaryota, Viridiplantae, Streptophyta, Magnoliopsida, Dioscoreales, Dioscoreaceae. The transcript is spliced from 3 exons. The record is from RefSeq and is a predicted model, not a curated record. Bases 217 to 555 code for a protein of 112 amino acids. Gene Ontology annotation, cellular component: endomembrane system.